Molecule: messenger RNA, 2115 nt
Organism: Diabrotica virgifera virgifera (western corn rootworm)
Lineage: Eukaryota; Metazoa; Arthropoda; Insecta; Coleoptera; Chrysomelidae
Product: slit homolog 2 protein-like
Exons: 2
Coding region: 52-918 (288 amino acids)
Cellular component (GO): extracellular matrix
Molecular function (GO): protein binding
Source: RefSeq, a predicted model, not a curated record
CCAUAUUGGCUAACCUUACAACUAUGCGAUCGACACAAACGCCAGAGAAAAAUGAAGAUAUUGAUUUUUUUAGUGAUCAUUGCAAGUUCUAUAAGCAGAAGCUUCCAAACAUGUGCUCGAACUACAGCUGUCACUACUUGUAGCCAAGUACGUCUAUCUAAAACAAAUCCUCUACUAAUAGAUGACUACAAAAAUAUACUUUCGAUUUCUCUUGACGAACAUACUGAUACAAUAUAUAGUAAUGUGUUUAAACGAUUAGCUGAAUUAAAGCGUUUAUAUUUAAGCAACAACAAGAUAAAAAGUUUGGAAUCAGGAAGCUUUGACGGUCUUAGUAAAUUGGAAGAAUUAUCUUUGUACAAUAAUUUGUUGACAACUGUUGUCAGUGGUACAUUUCGUGAUCUUCACAACUUAAAAAUACUAAAUUUGGGUUCCAAUAAAAUAACUUCGAUCCCUAAUAAUGCUUUUCUUGGUUUAGAUAAUUUAGAAGAAAUAAAUUUAAGUUUCAACCAACUAGCUGAGAUUCCUGUUCAAAUAAAUACCAUUAAGUCUCUUCGGUCUUUGCAUAUGAAUAGCAAUAAACUAAAAAGUCUUAAAGCUAAUUCUUUUCGUAAUUUAAAUAAGCUGGAAACGUUAAAUCUCCACGAUAACAUCAUAGAUUCUUUAGAAGCUAAAUCUUUUGCUGGUCUACGCAAUCUUAAGCAAUUAAGUCUUAAGUCAAAUUAUUUGAAGCAGUUCAAUACACAAGACGUUUUGGAAGACUUAGGAUCCCUACAAAUAUUAAGUCUCGCUAUUAACGAUUUGAAGUGUGCUGAUUUGAGAAAUAUUGACAGGGAAUUGAAAAGAAAGCGAGUUGACUUCGAGGCAGGUAUAAAUAAACAAAAUCCAAAUACAUACCGAGGCAUAAAAUGUACUAAUUAAUAAGUAUAAAUAGUAUAUUUAGGGCCAGUUGUUCAAUCAAUGGUUAACUCAUGGAUUAAGUAAACCAUGAUUAAAUUUAAUUCGAAGAUUAUUUCUAAUUAAGUUGUUCAAUGCAGGUUAACUUUCGGAUUUAUUAAACCCAAAUACUGAAGCAGUGACAAUGUUGCCAGUUAUUAAUUAACGACUUAGAACAAAUUUUAUCAUGAAAAUUGUACCGAAAAAUAUUCUGUGGUAUAAACGAUGGUGUUCAUGACUUUUGAUGUAGUGACGUCCCCAUGUCAGUGAUUGUUUUCGUGUUUUAAAUUAAAAUUUCAAAAAAUGGAAUAAAAAUAAUAAAAAAAGAGAACUACUAGCUUUACGGCUAAUGAAGAAGAAAUAUUAAUAUCUUUUGUUAAAAAAUAUAAACAUAUUCUCGAGAAUAAGAAAGUGAUGCAAUUACAAAUUACGAGAAAAUGAAAAUCUGGGAAAAAAUAGCCCAAUAGGCCAAACUAGUUUGUCCUGAAAUCGGGUUUGGCCGGUAAUUUUAUAUAUUUUUAAUUAACUAUUAUAAAUAGUUCACCUAUUUGUAGGAUGAGCUAUCCUGUCUCUUAUACGAUCAACAAUCAUAAAAACUGUUUCCUUUGGUAUACGAAAUCUAUUCAAAAACUCAUUAUCUGGCCACUUAUGAAAAUGGUUUUCUUUUACUCGAAAAACAGGAUUUUUUCGUAGAGGAAAAAAUUAUAUUAACAACAGCUAAGAACUCUUCGUCUUCUGUGAUAUCUCCAUCUUCAAAAUCGAAGACACCAUUAUGAGCAAUAGCCAUAAUUAUUAGACUCUAAAUUAUAUUGAAUUAUUUUAAAUCUUAUCUACGAUUUAAAAGUAGCAAUAACAACACAAUAUAUUAUAGUGCAAUAACUAUGGUUGUUUCAAUCUGGAAUUUUCUUGACAAUAUUUAAUUUAAAACCAUAAAAUAAGGUUACAAAUCUCUAGUUAACACCGUUAAUCCUUCGUUUUUGGGCGAUUAAGAUAAUCUCCGGUUAACAGAUGGUUAAGUGUUAAACUUGCAUUGAACAGCGCAAUAUUACGUUUAAUUGAAGAUUAUUUUUAAUCUGAAGAUCCUCUCCAAUUGAACAAUCGGGCCUUAUAGUCAUUUAUCCUACAAAAUUGUAAAAAUUACAGUGUACUUUAUUUGAGUAAUAAAUUUCAUGUAACAAUAUA